AUGAUUGAUUUUCAAUCCGGCACCAUUUCGAACAGGGUCUGCUGCAUUUUUUCAUUGCGAGUUGCUCGUUCGUUGUUCUAUAGGCGGGAAGGAUGUGCAGUGCACUGUCCGAAAGGAACUGUUCAUAUCAACAAUACGUGUGAGUUCUGCCCUGCUGGAAGCUAUCAGGAUGAAAUAGCUCAAGUAUCCUGUAAGCCCUGUCCAGAUCAGACCUUCACACAAUUUCCAGGAGCUCAGAAGUUUAACGCCUGCCUUCGUAAGUUAUAAUU
Messenger RNA from Gongylonema pulchrum, 269 nucleotides. The record is from the annotation of a GenBank genome assembly. Lineage: Eukaryota; Metazoa; Nematoda; Chromadorea; Rhabditida; Gongylonematidae.